This is a messenger RNA of Rotaria socialis, 2898 nucleotides long. Lineage: Eukaryota; Metazoa; Rotifera; Eurotatoria; Philodinida; Philodinidae. The record is from the annotation of a GenBank genome assembly.
AUGCACGUCUCAACUUAUUGUGGAUGGAUUCUUAUUAUUGUCACCAUUAGCUUUGCAUCCCCGACCAAGCCAUCCACCGGAUGUGGUUAUACAGCAUGUAACUUGGGCGACCCAACCAAACUAAAUGUUCAUAUUGUAUCACAUACACAUGACGAUGUUGGAUGGCUUAAAACAAUCGAUCAAUAUUAUUAUGGAUCUCGCAAUAAUAUUCAACAUGCUGGUGUACAAUACAUACUUGAUUCAGUUAUUCGUGCACUGGACGAAAACGCUGACCGACGAUUUAUAUAUGUUGAAAUAGCCUUUUUCUGGCGUUGGUGGAAUGAACAAACCGAUGCCAUGCGCAAUAAAGUCAGAGAAUUUGUUAAUGAUGGACGUCUCGAGUUUAUUUCUGGUGGCUGGUGUAUGAAUGAUGAAGCAGCAACACAUUACAAUUCCAUCAUUGAUCAACACAGUUUAGGUGCUGAAUUUUUACGUGAUCAAUUUGGUGAAUGUGGCCGACCAAAAAUUGGUUGGCAAGUUGAUCCCUUUGGCCAUUCACGUGAACAAGGUUCACUUCUUGCACAGAUGGGUUUCGAUGGUUUGUUCCAGGGUCGUGUUGAUUACCAAGAUUGGCAAACACGUAACAGAACAAAAACUAUGGAAAUGGUAUGGAAAACAAGUACUAAUUUAGGCAAUCAAAGUUGGCUAUUUACUGCUAUUUUACGUGAUGAAUACAGUCCACCGGACGGAUUGUGUUUUGAUGAUUCCUGUUCUGAUCCACCCAUUAUGGAUGAUCCACGAUUGCACGAUUACAAUGUUCCAGAACGUGUUCAAGCAUUCAUUCAAGCAUCUCGAGAUCAGGCAGCUGGCUAUGCUACUAAUCAUAUAAUUAGUCCCAUGGGUGCCGAUUUUCACUAUGAAAAUGCCAACGAAUGGUUCAAAAAUUUGGACAAAUUGAUCAAAUAUGUUAAUCUUGAGCAAGCUAAUGGUAGUAAUGUUAAUACUUUCUAUUCCACACCGUCAUGUUAUUUAUAUGCAUUAAAUAAAGCUGGCCGUACUUGGACAACGAAAACUGAUGACUUUUUCCCAUAUGCUGAUCGACCUCAUGGAUUCUGGACAGGUUAUUUUACAUCACGACCUGCUCUUAAACUUUAUGAACGUCAUUCAAAUAAUAUUUUACAAAUUACAAGGCAACUUAAUGCAUUUAGUAACAGUCAAUUACGAGAUAGUAUUUUCGUUUUGAACGAAGCAAUGGGUGUUGUUCAACACCAUGAUGCAGUGAGUGGAACAGAAAAACAAGAAGUUGCCUUCGAUUAUGCUCAACGAUUAUCUGUUGGCAUUGAUAAUGCAAUUAGAGUUAUCAAUAAAGCUUUUGAUAAACUUUUACCUAAAGAUACUCAACCAGCACCAGGACCUCAAUUUCUUUGUCAAGUAACUAAUAUCAGUGAAUGUUUACCAAUUCAGGAUCAAACUCGAUUUACAUUGACACUUUGGAAUCCAACUGUUCAUCCAGUUCUUCAGCAUUAUCGCGUACCUGUCACAAGAUCUUAUACAGUUCGUGAUCCAACAGGACAACCGAUUAUGUCUGAGCUUAUUCCUGUUUCUAACGCAACUAAAAAAAUUCCUGGUCGAACCAGCACUGCUGGUAAUCAAUUGAUCUUUAGAGCUAAUUUACCAGCACUUGGUUUCAAUACAUAUCUCUUUGAAGCUAAAACUACUGAAGAAAAUCAAGAACCAAAAGUAAAAAUCACACAAAAUGCUGAAUGUAUUUUAGAAAACCAAAAUAUUCGAGUUGAAAUUGAUGCUCAAGGAAAUUUACAACAUAUUGUUAAUUUAAGAAAGAGUGUUGAUGUAUCAUUUUCAAGUCAAGGUUUCUAUUGGUAUCAAGGCUUUGCUGGUAAUAAUUCUCAUCCUGAAUUUCAAGCAUCUGGUGCUUAUGUCUUUCGACCGCUUACACAAACGGCCGAACCUGUUAGUCAAACGCGUACAGUCACCUGCAUCAAAGCACUAAGUGUUCAGAUAGCCGUGAUUAUUUUCAAUGACUGGGCAAGUCAAGAAAUAAGUUUAUAUGAUGAAGCUCAACAUGUUGAAGUUGAAUGGACAAUUGGACCUAUUCCAGUCAAUGAUAAUAUUGGAAAAGAAAUUAUUAUUCGUUACGAUACUGAUAUUCAAAGUCAAGCAAAGUAUUAUACUGAUGCAAAUGGCCGUGAAGUUCUUGAACGAAUAAGAGAUUAUCGACCAACAUGGAACUAUACAAUUCUUGAACCAGUGAGUGGAAAUUAUUAUCCAAUAAAUAGUCGAAUAUGGAUUAAAGAUCAAAAUCGACAAUUCACUGUUCUCACAGAUCGGUCCGAAGGUGGUGCUAGCCUUCAUGAUGGUUCUGUCGAAAUCAUGUUACAUCGACGACUUCUCUACGACGAUGACCUUGGUGUUAGUGAGGCUUUGAAUGAAUCUGCAUUUGGUGAAGGUCUUGUCGUUCGUGGUAGACAUUCACUUGUUGUAGACGCAUCUGCUACAAGUGCUCGUAUACAUCGUGUUAGUGCUCAAAAUAUGUACAUGCAUCCACUUGCUGUAUAUUCAUUAACUCAACAAACUUUUGCUAAUUAUUCAGCUGCAUAUCGUCUAACAUGGUCAGCAUUAACAGACGUAUUGCCAUUAAAUGUUCAUUUAUUAACAUUAGAUCAAUUAGGAUCAAAAGAUUAUCUUAUUCGUGUUGAACAUUAUUUUGAAAUGAAUGAAGACGAUACAUAUUCACAUCCAGUGACAAUUGAUUUACAAUCGAUAUUGAAAUCAAUUGGAACAAUUACUAACACAGUUGAGUUGACACUUGGUGGAAAUUUACCACUAGCUGAGUUGCAGCGACUUAAUUGGGUCACUAGUGAUAAGGAAUCAUCUCAUGCGACUGAUCAUAGUAUGUGA